Messenger RNA from Seriola dumerili (greater amberjack), 1266 nucleotides. RefSeq names its product vasoactive intestinal polypeptide receptor-like. The record is from RefSeq and is a predicted model, not a curated record. Gene Ontology annotation, molecular function: vasoactive intestinal polypeptide receptor activity; peptide hormone binding; G protein-coupled peptide receptor activity. The transcript is spliced from 12 exons. Gene Ontology annotation, biological process: cell surface receptor signaling pathway; adenylate cyclase-modulating G protein-coupled receptor signaling pathway. Lineage: Eukaryota; Metazoa; Chordata; Actinopteri; Carangiformes; Carangidae. The coding region runs from base 1 to 1266 and encodes 421 amino acids. Gene Ontology annotation, cellular component: plasma membrane.
AUGUGCGACAUGAAGAGGGAAAUAGAGAAGGAGAGAGGCAUGUGUGAAGCUCAGAUUGAGAACAGAACAACAGGUUGCAGUGGGACGUGGGACAAGAUCACCUGCUGGCCCAGUGCUGACAUCGGAGAGGUGGUUACCAUUCCUUGCCCAAAAUUUCUCUUCUACUUCUCCAGUGAUGCCCUAACACGUAACCUGUCAAAGACCUGCGCUGAGGAUGGCUGGACUCCAGUCAGCAUCGACUCCUACAUAAUGGACUGUGGAUACAAUCCCAACAGCACCAUGGAUGAUGAUACGGUCAGUGGAGAAUUCUUCAACGCCAUCAAAGUGGGUUACACCAUCGGUCACAGCGUGUCGCUCAUUUCUCUGACGAUCGCCAUCAUCAUAUUGUGUCUCUUUCGGAAGCUUCACUGCACGAGAAACUACAUCCACAUGCAUCUCUUUGUGUCUUUCAUACUGAAAGCUCUGGCUGUUUUCAUCAAGGACAUGGUUCUGUACGAUGAUGUGGAGACAGAAAGUUGCCAGUCAUCUGUGGGCUGCAAGGCAGUGGUGGUCUUCUUCCAGUAUGGGAUCAUGGCGAGUUACUUCUGGCUGCUGGUGGAGGGCCUCUAUCUCCACGCUCUGUUAGCCGUCUCCUUCUUCUCUGAGAGGAAGUACUUCUGGUGGUACAUCCUGAUUGGUUGGGGGGCUCCAACCAUCUUUAUCUCAUCCUGGGUGAUUGCAAAGGUUUAUUUAAAUGAUCAUGGAUGCUGGGAGACAAUUGAUUACGGUCCAUGGUGGAUCAUCAAAACACCUAUUUUAGUCACCAUACUUGUGAACUUCUUCCUUUUCAUUUGUAUAAUCCGGAUUUUGCGACAGAAGAUGAACUGCCCCGACAUCGGAAGAAAGGAAUCCAAUCAGUACUCGAGACUGGCGAAAUCCACCCUGUUGUUGAUACCUCUCUUUGGUAUCAACUACAUCAUUUUUGCAUUCAUUCCUGACCAUAUCCACCCACAAGUCAGGAUGGUGUUCGAUCUUAUUCUGGGGUCAUUUCAGGGUUUUGUUGUUGCAGUUCUGUACUGCUUUUUGAACGGAGAGGUGCAGUCAGAGAUUAAGCGUAAGUGGCGCAGAUGGAUGCUGCAGAGGUUCCUGGGUGCUGACACUAAGUACCAGCAGCCCUCCAUAGGCAGCAACGGCAACAACUUCAGCACCCAGAUCACCAUGUUGACCAAAUGCAGCCCAACUACACGCCGGGCGUCCGAGUGUCAGGAGCACCUCUCUGCCAUCUGA